Beta vulgaris subsp. vulgaris (sugar beet) is the source of this 1746-nucleotide messenger RNA. RefSeq lists its product as uncharacterized. NCBI's taxonomy places the organism in Eukaryota, Viridiplantae, Streptophyta, Magnoliopsida, Caryophyllales, Amaranthaceae. Gene Ontology annotation, cellular component: membrane. The transcript is spliced from 11 exons. Bases 354 to 1433 code for a protein of 359 amino acids. The record is from RefSeq and is a predicted model, not a curated record.
UGUUGAGUUCAUAACAUAAAGAAAAAUAAUUUCAUUUAGAUUUGGACUCUCCACUUUGUGUAAAUAACUUACACCACUACUCUUUCUUUUGUUUUUUUCCCCCUUCUCUCUCUCUCUCUCUCUCUCUCUCUCUCUCUCCUCCUCUUUCUAGUAUCUACUUUCGCACCUCCGCAUAAAAGGCCACCAAGCUCCAACGCUCACAGUUACUUCUCGAUUUCUUCGCCUUCUUUCCACCGGAAAAUCGCCGGAAUCCGGCGAAAUACCGGCGAAGCAGCGAAUUCCGAAGCAAUUAAUCUUUUUCCGACGAACGGCUUUAUCGAAGGAAUUAGAUUUUCUCCUCCUUCUUUUUCAAGAUGGGGGAUCAAGCAAACCAAUCAGAGACUAAUAUUGAGGAAGAAGUGCGGAUAGUGGUGGAGCAAGCAAAGGACUUGCAAGACGCGGCAUCAUCAAUGAUCUCGAAAUCAUCGAGGGAUGAGAAAGAACUUCAACAACGUGCUUGUUCACUUGAUAAGUCUAUCGUACAUCUUCGUUCUUCCAUUGGUUCUCUCACAUGUGAUGGUCAAAUAGAUCCGAGGCUUGCUGAGAAGCUUGAGGACGAAUUAAAUAGAGCAAAAUGCAUCCUCGUCGAUGGAGAUGCUUCAUCUUUUCGUCCGGGAGAAGUUGAGAGUCGAUUUCUAAAGAAGUUUCUUGGUCCUAUUAAUGUGCGAGCUAUGAGAAAGGAUGUGCAGUUAAAAGUCAAAGAGGAGUACAAUAGUUACAAAGAUAUAACUGCCAAAUUGUUUCUUCUUUUUCCAACAUUACUACUCAUUCUUAGACACUGGAUGUGGGAUGGCUGCAUGCCUGCUUUUCCAGUUCAAUUGUAUCAGGCUUGGCUUUUAUUCCUAUAUACAGGUUUGGCUUUAAGAGAGAACAUCUUGAGAGUAAAUGGGAGUGAUAUUCGUUCAUGGUGGAUAUAUCAUCAUUACUGUGCAAUGGUGAUGGCCCUGGUGAGUCUUACUUGGGAAAUAAAAGGCCAACCUGAUUGUGCACAGAAGCAGAGAGGGGUAGAACUUUUCCUACAAUGGGCCAUGAUGCAAGGAGUCGCGAUGUUAUUGCAAAACCGAUAUCAACGGCAAAGGCUAUACACUCGCAUUGCACUUGGAAAGGCGAAUAGAAUGGAUGUUGUGUGGGGAGAAACAGCUGGAGAGCGUGGCCAGCUUUGGCUGCUAUGCCCUAUACUUUUCAUUUUGCAGGGUUUCGAGGCAUAUGUUGGAUUACUGUUGCUUCGAAUAGCAAUUUUCGGAGUUGUUUCUGAAUGGCAGGUUGUUUUUUGUGGAGCUCUUCUUGUCGUGAUGGCAAUUGGAAAUUUCGUAAACACAGUGCAAACCUUACUCGUCAAAUCGCGGUUUAAGGCAAAGAUGAAAAGGACUAAAAGUAAGCAGCAGUUAGAUUAGGGUCACAUUUUCAGUAGUUCUGGUUAUCUCUUGCUCAUCCUCUCCUCCCCCUUCCAUCUUUUGGUCUGUUGGCUUUGUGUUGUUUCAGUGGAACUGUAGAUUUGCUGAAGUUUCGUGUAUUUAAGAUUUGUACACUGUUUUAUUAUUUUUACCUUAAAAGGAAAAUAAAAGAAAAAAAGGAAAAAAAAGAGAGCAUUCUGUAUAAUUGUUAAUUUAGCACAAUAAGUUUUGACUAUGUUUUUCUUUAGGAGUGAGUUUGCCUGGAUUGGAUAUAUACGAGUCAAUAAUUAUAAGAUGGGGUUGUUUACCAGUA